Argiope bruennichi is the source of this 3345-nucleotide messenger RNA. It is a transcript of the gene ergic53, whose product is annotated as protein ERGIC-53-like. Gene Ontology annotation, cellular component: COPII-coated ER to Golgi transport vesicle; Golgi membrane; endoplasmic reticulum-Golgi intermediate compartment. Gene Ontology annotation, biological process: endoplasmic reticulum to Golgi vesicle-mediated transport; endoplasmic reticulum organization; Golgi organization. Lineage: Eukaryota; Metazoa; Arthropoda; Arachnida; Araneae; Araneidae. Bases 84 to 1586 code for a protein of 500 amino acids. The transcript has 15 exons. Gene Ontology annotation, molecular function: D-mannose binding. The record is from RefSeq and is a predicted model, not a curated record.
UAGUUUGGUUUUUAACUUACAGAAACUGCGACCAGCUCAAUUGCGGCCUUCGGCAUCUUUCCGGUGCAUUUCAUGCUGUCAAAAUGCUGUACAUAUUUUUGCUAAUAUGCUUUCAAAUAUAUAUGGUUUUAUGCGAACUUCCUCAUUCAAAGUUUGAGUAUAAAUAUAGUUUUAAAGGACCAUAUUUGGCUCAAAAGGAUGGAACUGUGCCGUUUUGGGAACAUUUUGGAAAUGCUAUUGCCAGCGAAGAGAUGGUCAGAAUCACACCUUCUCUCCGUAGCAAAAAAGGUUCCAUAUGGACCAAAAACAAAACUAAUUUUGAUUGGUGGCAGGUAGAAGUAGUUUUUCGCGUAAAUGGACGAGGAAGGCUCGGAGCAGACGGUUUCGCUUUUUGGUAUACUGAGAACAAAGGAGUGGAAGGUCCUGUAUUUGGAAGCAAUGACCAUUGGGUGGGAUUGGGUGUUUUCUUUGAUUCAUUUGAUAAUGACAACAGAGGGAAUAAUCCUUAUAUUAUGGCUAUGUAUAAUGAUGGAUCUAAAACAUUUGAUCAUCAAAGUGAUGGUGUUGCUCAACAAUUAGCUGGCUGUCAGCGUGAUUUUCGUAAUAAGCCCUUCCCAGUUCGAGCUAAAAUUGAAUAUUAUAAAAAUGUGCUAACUAUACUUUUUCAUAAUGGAAAUUCGAAUAAUGAUGAAGAUUUUGAGCUAUGUGUCAGAGCAGAAAAUGUUUACCUGCCACAGCAUGGAUACUUCGGACUUUCAGCUGCUACUGGUGGACUUGCUGAUGAUCAUGAUGCUUUAAAGUUCCUAACAUAUAGUCUGUACCCACCUGGUACACAACCAACAUCUCAAAAUAUUGGAGAUGCUGAAAAAGAAAAAUUCUCUAAGGAAUAUGAAGAAUAUAAGGAUAAACUUGAAAAACAAAAAGAAGAGUAUCGAAAGGAACAUCCCGAUGAAGCCAAAAGAAGGGAAAUGGAAUUUAACCCUGAUGAUGCAUAUGAGACAUCCCAACAACGUGAGUUGCAACAGAUUUUCCAAGGACAAAGUUCCAUUUUUGAAAUCCUUAGAGGUCUGCACCGAAAGAUAGAUGAAGUGAUUGGACGUCAGGAAAGGGCAUUAUCGAUGCUUUCUGCUGUUCAGACUGGAGGUAUACCUCAAGGUCAGGGAAUGCCUCCACCACAGGUUGCAGCAGGAGGAGGUGUAGGAAGGCAUGAAAUCGAAGCUCUCCUUGGAGGCCAGCGAGAAAUAGUUCAGUCUGCUCGAGACAUAAAGUCUUUUGUUACUGACAUCCAUCAAAGAACAGGACAAAUAAUUGCUAAACAAAGUGAUCAAGGCAAGCCUUCUGGAGGUGGAUUGGCUUUUGAAGCCAAUGCACUUUUUAAUGAAGUGAAAGAAUCUCUGAACAUAGUAAAAAGAGAUCUAGCUGCAGUUGCAGCAAAAAAUCAGGGUGGUCCUUGUCCAGUUGUUCAACCUGUAAGCUGUCUCACGCCAGCAUAUUUCUUUAUAUUUAUGGGCUUACAAUUAAUUAUUAUUAUAGGCUAUAUUACUUAUCAGAGCAGCAAAGAAUCGCAAGCAAAGAAAUUUUAUUAGAAAAAUUUAUGUAAAAAGAAUUUCAAGACAUUCCAUUAUCAUGGCAGUUUGGACUGCAUUUAUUCAUCCUUUCAGACACUUCAAGCACAAGUGUUUUAUUACUUUAAUAACCCAUGUUCUUAAUAAAAUUAUUUUUCAAAGAAUUGGAAUAAGAGAAAAAUGUUUCUUUUGACAAAAUUAACUGCCUUAUGAAUUUCAGAAAAUAUUUAUAAAUUGAACAGUUAUAACGUCUUUAUAUAAUAUGUAUCUAUUAAAAAGAUCUUAAUACAUGAGAUAAAAAAUUUGAAUUAUUUUAUCAGAUACUUUGGUUACGCACAUUUUCUUCAUUGUAAAUGUAGUUUUAUAAAUUAUCCUUUGUUGAUGAUCUGUUAUUUUAAUAUGGAUUUGCUCAUGAGAUGGGUUUAUUUUAAGUUUUGAUAAAGCAGUAUUGUUGAUUGUGCAAAAUUUUCUUAUGUGUUAUUGUUGGUAAUUAAAGACUUAAGCAAAAGUUGAGCUUUUAUUUCCCCCCCCCCCUCAUAUGCUACUGUUAACUUUUAUUAUUUUUAUUUUAUGUAUACUUAAUGCAGCAUAGCAUAGAAGCCUCCCUCCCCCCUUUUUUUUAAGAUUAUAUACUUAAAAUUUUACAUAAAAUUGCAAUUUCAUUUAUAAACAUUCUCUUGGUAUUGUUGUGCCAAAGUUUGUUUUGAAAACGUUUCAUAUAUUUAAGAAAAGAUCAGUUUUGCAUGAUUCUUAUACUUGUUGAGUCUGUGUAUUAUUUUAGUUAUGUACUACACAGUUGAAUCUGUUUUGAUAAAUCAAUGUUUACUUGAUGUCAGACAGCUGAAUACUAUUUUGUGAAACGCUACUAAAUGGAAGUUAAUUAUCUCUAGAUAAAUCUUAUUGUGCUGUUUUUAAGCGUUUCCUACUCUUUUUAACAUAUCUUAUUAAAAUAAUGAUUCAGAAUGUUUCCUAUUCUUGUGAAAUGUUUUUCUUUAGUAUUUCCAAGGAUGGUUCUUUGUGAUCAUUUUAUAUAGGCUGUUGAAAGUUAAAGAAAAUGAGCUCAAAAUGUUUACAUGGCUGAUUAAAAAUAUUGUAAAACCAAUUUUUAUAUUGUAAGUUUUUAUUAAAAUGUUUGUGAAAAACUGUUUUGUGUUCAAUACAUUUAGAAUAAUAAAAAAUAUUCAUCUAUUUUUUUUCACAAAUUAUUUAGAUUGUUAGCUGUAUAUGUAUUUAAGGUUUGUUUGAUCAUUUAAAAAUUUUUGACAGCUUAAAUACAGCUUAACUAUAUAUCAAAUUUCUUUUUUUCUGUUGUUUAGUAUUGUGACUUUAUGCUAAUGCUGUUUAAAUGUUUUAUAAGUUUGUUACGGACUUAAUUGAUUGACCUCAAUUGAUUUUGCAUAAAAUUAUAAUCAGGUUAAUUCCUUAGUUAAAAGGCAACAGGAAUUGUUUGUGUUUUGGAUGUUAUUUAAAUUGAGUAAAAGUUAGAAAUAAGGCUGCAGUUUCUGUGUGUUAUAUAUUCAGUAGAUUCCUUGUUGGGGGCGUAGCCAUUGUAGAUGUUUCAUGAUAUGACUGCCAGAGAAAUUCUGCAUUUCUUCACCAAUCACCUUUUAUCCUUUGCAUGCACAUUUAUUUGAAGCGUAUUUAUUUUUUUGAACAUGUGAAGCUUUUACAGAAAAAAUCAUUUAUUUCUUAUUGUUCAGAAUAUAUACUGCUGCAUGAUCUUGAGAUAAUUUAAGCUAUUUAAAAUUACAAAAAAAAAAAAAAAAAAAGGAAACAUAAA